AUGAAGGCAGGUAUACCACUACUGCGAUGUACUCAAAGAAUACCUUUAUUGGCAGCACGUCAUGUCUCGAGGAACAUCACAACAACAACAACAAUUUCCAAGCUCUCAUUAGCUCCAGACUACAACCAUAUUAGAAAAGUGUUUGAUAGUCAAAAAUACUUCAACCACUUUACUAAACAGGGCUCUCAUGCAACUUUAUUUAGUUCUCCGCAAACAGGGUUGUUUCAUAAUGAAUAUUUAACCACACCACAGGGACUAGUUGAUUUUUCCCAGCAGUCGCUUGGCCAAGCAAAAGAAUUGGUCAGUGAAAUGCUUUCACAAGUCAACACUGCUGAUGGGAAACUUAAAUUUAUUAAAAAACUAGACCAGUUGUCGGAUAUUUUGUGUCGAGUAAUUGAUGUGGCCGAAUUCAUACGUGUUGUCCACCCUAGUGUCAAAUGGAUAAAUGCAGCCCAACAAACACACGAAAUGAUGUUUGAAUUUAUGAAUCAGUUAAACACCAAUGUUGAUCUAUAUUCAAGUCUCCGUGAUACUUUGAAUAACCCAGUGAUUACCGAGCAGUUGACAGCAGAAGAAAUAAAGGUGGGAGAAUAUUUGAAACAGGAUUUUGAACGAUCUGGUAUACAUAUGGAUCCACAAACAAGAGAAAACUUUGUUACUAUAACUCAAGAAAUAUCGUUGUUGGGCUCCCAAUUUGGAAACCAGAUAAAUGGUUUAAAGUCGUACUGGUGUCCCAUAACAGUUUCGGAAUGGGAAAGUAUUGAAGAUAGUCAAUUGAAGAAGGAAAUCAAGAACUAUCAGUCGAAAUAUGAUGGUAUUAGAGAGCCUGAAUCAAUCCAGAUUCCUCUUGUUGCAAGCAUUCCCUAUACGAUCUUGACAAAUUGUAGUAGCGAUUCGUUGCGUAAAAAAGUGUGGAUAGCUUUGCAUAAUUCACCUGAUGAACAAAUUGAAACAUUGAAUAGAUUUAUUUCCUAUAGAGCAUUAUUAUCAAAAAUGCUAAACUACAAGUCGUUUGCAGAUUAUCAAUUAGAACACAAGAUGGCGAAAACUCCUGAAAAUGUCAUCACGUUUUUAUCCAAUUUACAAAAGUCAUUAAUCAAAAAAGGUGUAGUAGAAGAGUUGAGCCAAUUAGCAGAAAUAAAGCACGAUGGUGGCAACUCGUCUAAUGUCAAUGAUAUUGUCAAUGACAUUAAACCAUGGGACAGAGAUUAUUUAUUGGCAAAGCUUCAGCUGAGAAUGCAAUCUGAAGUGUCUGCUGGUAAUGUUAAAGACUACUUUUCGGUAGGAACCGUUAUUGCAGGGUUGAAUGAGUUAUUUACCAGAUUAUAUGAUAUUUCUUUUGUUCCUGUGGCUGCAUUGAAAGGUGAGACGUGGGAUUCACACCAAGUGCGCAAGAUUAAAGUUGUUGACAAUGCUGCAAACAAAACUUUAGGAUUUCUUUAUUUGGAUUUCUGGUCGACCAAAGUAUUGCCAUCUCAUUUCACAAUUGUGUGUCUGAGAAGAUUGAACACAAGUAUAGGUAGUGAAACAAUAGAAAGUAUGGAGAAUCUUGUCCAAUUGGAUGAUGAUUAUCAAUUGCCAGUUGUUUCACUUGUGUGCAAUUUUGCCAGUUCAGGCAACUUUCUGUUUGGAAGAUUUGCUGGUGUUGAAAAUGAAAAGCCAACAUUAUUGACAUUAGACCAGGUUGAUACGAUUUUCCAUGAAAUGGGACACGCAAUGCACUCGAUGAUUGGGAGAACGGAAUUGCAUAAUUUAUCGGGGACUCGUUGCUCUACGGAUUUCGUGGAAUUACCGUCGGUGUUGAUGGAGUCUUUUAGUAAAGAUCCAAGAGUUAUAUGCCAAAUAGGUCGUCAUUUUGACACAGACGAAAAGCUACCUGAAGCACUUCUUGAACAAGCACAAGAACAUAGGAUCAUGUUGGACGCGUGUGAAACAUUUAUGCAAUCAAAAAUGGCCAUGUUGGAUCAAAAAUUGCAUAAUGAAGAGAUGGUUAAAUUAUUGGCCAAGGGGCUAUAUGAAGUUGAUUCUACUAAGGUGUAUCAUCUGGUUGAAAAGGAAUUGAGAGUCUUUGCAGAUGAAUGGUCUACAUGGCACGGAAAGUUUCCUCAUUUGUUUUCUUAUGGAGCAGUGUAUUACUCCUAUCUUUUGGAUCGAGCAAUUGCCGAUAAGAUUUGGCAAGGACUAUUUGCUAAAGAUCCAUGGAAUGGCGAGGCCGGUAAAAAGUAUAAGGAGAGUGUUUUAAAAUGGGGUGGUACUAGAGAUCCAUGGGAAUGUCUUGCUGAUGCAUUGGGAAAUGACGAAUUAAAGCAGGGUGACUCACGAGCAAUGGAAAUUAUUGGUCAGAAUAGUAAUUUAUAG
Messenger RNA from Candida dubliniensis CD36, 2358 nucleotides. RefSeq names its product metalloendopeptidase. The transcript has a single exon. Gene Ontology annotation, cellular component: mitochondrion. NCBI's taxonomy places the organism in Eukaryota, Fungi, Ascomycota, Pichiomycetes, Serinales, Debaryomycetaceae. The record is from RefSeq and is a predicted model, not a curated record. Bases 1 to 2358 code for a protein of 785 amino acids. Gene Ontology annotation, molecular function: metalloendopeptidase activity. Gene Ontology annotation, biological process: peptide metabolic process.